Messenger RNA from Danio aesculapii, 1013 nucleotides. RefSeq names its product mannosidase, alpha, class 1A, member 1 (gene man1a1). Gene Ontology annotation, cellular component: endoplasmic reticulum; extracellular exosome; Golgi membrane. Gene Ontology annotation, molecular function: calcium ion binding; mannosyl-oligosaccharide 1,2-alpha-mannosidase activity. Gene Ontology annotation, biological process: N-glycan processing; carbohydrate metabolic process. The record is from RefSeq and is a predicted model, not a curated record. Lineage: Eukaryota; Metazoa; Chordata; Actinopteri; Cypriniformes; Danionidae.
AGACUUUACACAGAUGUGUUUCAGGCGUGAUCGGUUCAGUUGAGGCUGCUGGGACCCCGUUCGCGCAGUGGGAUCAACUUCUUUCAGAGGAUCUACCGCGUCCUAUUCGGACACCUUGACUUCAAUGUAACAGGUACCCAAACGCGGCGCAGCGCAAGGUGAUCGGGGAGUUACUUUGUUGCCAAAUCCGACACGUUUAGACGGGCUUUUAAACGCAGAAGAAAAUGCCUGUAGCUUCUCUUCUGCCUUUCACGGCCACUCCGAAUAGGAAGUCCGCCAGCCCGACCUCCUUCAGGCUCACGGAGAAAUUCAUCUUGCUUUUAGUGUUCAGCGCCUUCAUCACGUUGUGUUUUGGAGCUAUCUUCUUCUUACCGGAUUCCUCUAAGCUGCUCAGCGGAGUUUUCUUCCGCUCGUCCUCGGUGGAGGCAGAGACGCGCGCAGGUACGGUCAGUGACACGAGCACCGGGACGGGCAAGGAUGAGAAGAUCUUGGCCAAGAUCCGAAAAGACCAUGAAAAAGCGCUGCUCGAAGCCAAGGACACCUUACAGAAGCGGCCGGACGAGAUCAAGGAGGACAUCAACAGCGACAAGAGGAAAUUUGAGCAAAACCGACAGGUGAAAGGUGACAGUUUGCCGUUCGUACCGUACGUGCGACCGCCCGGAGCAACAGGGCACGAGCCCGCAGAUCCUGAUAUUAAAGAAAAAAGAGCCAAGAUUAAAGAGAUGAUGCAGUUUGCUUGGGACAAUUACAAGCACUACGCCUGGGGAUCCAACGAGCUGCGGCCCGUCUCCAAGCAAGGCCACUCCAGCAAUUUGUUUGGUAGUCUCAAAGGAGCCACCAUUGUGGAUGCACUGGACACGCUGUACAUUAUGGAGAUGUAUGACGAAUUUGAAGCCGCUACCGAAUGGGUGGAAAAGAACCUCGACUUUAACAUGAUUCAACAGCAUCUGUGCUCUGUGUCUCAUGCCUUCAAACCCACCACUCGUUCAUACCGUGUCGGGAUCGCCUUCUGA